Pygocentrus nattereri (red-bellied piranha) is the source of this 2522-nucleotide messenger RNA. Its product is annotated as C-type lectin domain family 4 member K-like. The coding region runs from base 628 to 1704 and encodes 358 amino acids. The record is from RefSeq and is a predicted model, not a curated record. The transcript has 7 exons. Lineage: Eukaryota; Metazoa; Chordata; Actinopteri; Characiformes; Serrasalmidae.
GCUCUGAGUGAAUGUUCAGGCCAUGAGUUUCAAAAGACAGAUGCAGUGAAAGGACCAGUUUAUUAAGGUUCUAUUCAGUUAUAAUUCAGUUUUUGGUUACCUCAGAUGGAGGCGUCGCACUCGGCUGGUCUCGCCAUCAGUUUCGCCAUCAGAGUCCACCUUACCCUGAGACUGAAAAGAGACCAUUAGAUCAUGGUCUUGAGGCUGGACUCAUGUAUUACAACACUACUUUUAUGGAAGGCAGACAUGAGAAGUGUGUGACGUUGAAACCUGCAAUGGGUCAGUUUUGACCCAGAGCACCACAGGAGGCCUGAGUUUAACACGACUGACUCAGGAAAACUCAGGAGGCUCCAUUUUCAGCAAUAUCAGGCAAUGUUGACAUAAUUUGACACUUUAAAUGGACAUGAAUCUGACUCAGAUCAAGCACUGGACAUGUGUCACAACUGCUUGAUGGAUGUGACGACACGUUGAGGUUGCCUCACUGCUCUCAGUUCCUGAUUUUCCAUUCAUUUCAACCAGUGUUACACCAUCAACCAUGCAACUACAUUCAGGGCAGAGGCUAAGCAUGACAACCACAUCCAGGCUGUGAGUUCAAAAGCAAAGGUCCUCUGGGUGUCGGAGCACUUCAUGUCAAUGAAUGUAGACAUGGACUUUCGAAACGAACCUAUUCACGCUUACCAAAAUGUAGAGACACUACACAAAAGCUCUCGCUCGGACGCAAGACAUGCUCAACGCAGAGCGUUCAGGCUGGCUGCCCUGUGCAUUGGUGUGAUGUGUAUUCUUCAGGCGACGCUCAAUAUUGUCCUGAGACUAUACUUUACUUUUCAGGUGGACACGAAUCUGUUAUAUACUGGCUGCAACAAUCAGUCUGUGGAGAGAGACCAGACCUGUUGCAACAACCUGGCUAAAGAGAGAGACCAGUUACAGGCCAGUAUCACCAACCUGGCUAAAGAGAGAGACCAAUUACAGGCCAGUAACACCAACCUGGCUAAAGAGAGAGACCAGUUACAGGCCAGUAACACCAACCUGGCUAAAAAGAGAGACCAGUUACAGGCCAGUAACACCAACCUGGUUAAAGAGAGAGACCAGUUACAGACCAGUUACACCAACCUGGCUAAAGAGAGAGACCAGUUACAGACCAGUUACACCAACCUGGCUAAAGAGAGAGACCAGUUACAGGCCAGUAACACCAACCUGGCUAAAGAGAGAGACCAGUUACAGGCCAGUAACACCAACCUGGCUAAAGAGAGAGAUACACUCCAGAGGAAACUUUCUGAGCUUGAUGGAAACAUUAACAAGGCGGGAUGGAUGUACUUCAGAUCCAGUAUUUACUACAUGUCUACUGAGAAGAAGAGCUGGACUGAGAGCAGACAAGACUGCAAAAAUAAAGGAGCAGACCUGGUGAUCAUAAACAGCAGAGAGGAACAGGAGUUUGUUGAAAUGAUCAGGAAAGGUCAGGAAGCUUGGAUUGGCCUGAGUGACAUUAACCAAGAAAACGGCUGGAAGUGGGUGGACGGCUCGACUCUAAACACAAGGUUCUGGUGUAGCAGGGAACCCAACAAUUAUGAAGGAAACGAGGACUGUGUUAUAACUGGCUAUGUUCCACAAGAUGGGCGACCCGUAUUAGAUAUAUUAAAUACAUGGAAUGAUAUUAAAUGCUCUGUCCGAAUCAGUUGGAUAUGUGAGAAGAAAGUUUCCAUUUAGAGGGAGCAGCAUUGCUUAACUUACUGAAUCCAUCGAACGCAGGAUGUUUUCGCUGGACCUCUUUUCAAAACUUGACGUGUUUUUAAUCACACAUGUCCACUGAAGUGCGGAUGAUGCCUGGUAAGCUUUGUGAUUGAUUGUUCUCAGAUUCUGCAAGUGAAUCUCGAAUAGUGAUCUAACAUUACUAAUUGUAUGCCACAUGGUGGGGGUGUAUUUUUAUUUUAAUUCUUGGUGUGAUGAGGCAAAUGCAUUGCCCAUCACCAGAGACUGUGUAUGUGUGUAUAAUACCGAACUGUAAUACUCACUUGUUGUGUGGUUCCAUAGCAGAGUCAGCAAAAGGGAGACUAAUGGCUAGUUCAUGGGAGGGGUGAUGUUUUAAACCUAGUUCCCAGAAAAUAAAGAGGUUAAGAAAUGUGCACACUGUAUUAAACACCUUUACCGGUAACAUAUUAAGGAAUUAUGAGAUUGAUUGUGAUUUUAUUUACCUUUGUGUUAACCCACUCUUAGAGGACAGCAACACCCACACGAGGUUGAAAGCCUGAUUACUGACAGUAGAAAUUUGGCUCAGGUGAUGCAGGCAUGGGGCUAAGCCUAUAAGACCUAUGGGAGAGGUUUAGUGAGGAGGCUAGCUCAAUAGUACUCACCUCAGACUGAGGCAGCUGAGGGAAAUCUGAGCAGAACAAGUCAGAAGUGUAGUAGGACUAAAUAUAUUCACCUGUCCGGUUAAUAUUUUAACGGCCGUUUUUUUCCGUUUAUACAGUUUUUCUUUUGUAUGUUUUGCAUGCUUGUAAAUAAAUCACUGAUCGUUUGGACAAGAA